ACGACACUUGACAGCUCUGUCGAUUGGCAUCGGAGAAACUACACAAUGGCUUCUCAGCGGGUAUUUCAGCUUGGUCUGCGACGGGCCGCCGCGCCCAGUCUGAGGGUACAACCUGCGGGACGCAUGGUCCAGCGGAGACUUGCAGCAACGGAACACGCCUCGCAGUCUGAAGCCGCCGAGAUCCUCGCGAAACAGCGUGUCAACCGCCCCGUCUCCCCCCACCUGGCCAUCUACAAGCCCCAAAUCACCUGGUACGCCUCGUCGCUCAACCGAAUCACCGGCAUUACCCUCUCAGGUUCCCUCUACCUCUUCGGUAUCGCCUACCUGAUUGCCCCAUACACCGGAUGGCACCUUGAGACGCAGUCAAUGGUAGCCACUGUCGCUGCUUGGCCAGCGGCUGUGAAGGCCGGAUUGAAGGCGUUCUACGCUUUCCCCUUCUUCUUCCACAGCUUCAACGGCUUGAGGCAUCUGGCCUGGGACGUCGGUAUUGGUUUCAAGAACCAACAGGUUAUCCGCACUGGAUGGACCGCUGUUGGCUUGACCGUCGCAUUCAGCUUGUACUACACUUUCCUCGGAUAAGAUUGCAGUAUUUGCUGUGGGAGCGACUGAGGGAAUGAGGGAACGAAGAGGACUAAAGGGCAUGAGAUGGAGAUGCGGGAGAGAUAGAGGAUGAAGUCAGGGAGGGAGAAGGAGAAGGAGAAGAACACUAGAACACGAGUGAUGUGUGAGAUUUGGAGUGGAGCACAUCUUGACAGGAUGGCGAGGAGGUCGAGUAACACCUGUACAAAGUCUAUGUCAAUUGGAUGACACGAGUUGUUUCUUUGCAUAUCCUCGCCCGUGAAUUAAGCUGAAUGAAUUUGAACCACGUUGCCAGAGGACAUGGCAAGGACACCUCUGACCAUUCAGGGCAGCUAGACUGGGUGGUUUAUGGGAAUCUGUAUGAAAAGCUGUGGCUACUCUGUCUGUUGCAUGCAGGAGUCUUGUGUGGGCCAUGUGCCGGACAUUAGUGAAUAGCGCAAGGUAUGUUAGUG
This is a messenger RNA of Alternaria alternata, 1031 nucleotides long. RefSeq names its product mitochondrial succinate dehydrogenase cytochrome b560 subunit C. NCBI's taxonomy places the organism in Eukaryota, Fungi, Ascomycota, Dothideomycetes, Pleosporales, Pleosporaceae. Gene Ontology annotation, cellular component: membrane. Gene Ontology annotation, biological process: tricarboxylic acid cycle; mitochondrial electron transport, succinate to ubiquinone. The transcript is spliced from 2 exons. The record is from RefSeq and is a predicted model, not a curated record. Gene Ontology annotation, molecular function: electron transfer activity; succinate dehydrogenase activity. The coding region runs from base 46 to 579 and encodes 177 amino acids.